This is a messenger RNA of Stylonychia lemnae, 471 nucleotides long. The record is from the annotation of a GenBank genome assembly. NCBI's taxonomy places the organism in Eukaryota, Ciliophora, Spirotrichea, Sporadotrichida, Oxytrichidae.
AUGAAUCUUGGAUCAAGAACAGAGGUUAUAUACAACCAUUACCCUCAAAAGCAGGGUGAUCCUCAAUCACAAUAGUUCUAUCAGCCAUUGAUGAGUGAUAAUCCAUACUUAAAUCACUAAAAUCAACAUCAAUAGCAAAGUCUGUAUCCUUAACUACCUCCACUUUAUAACACGUAAAAUCCAAGCAAUUCACUUGCAAUUCCUUUAGUUUACAGCCCCAUAAAUGAUGAUGAAUACAAGAAAACUAAAGAGUAAUCUUUGAUUGACAAGUAUAGAAAACAAAUAAAAUGCUUGCUCAUUACAAUCUUGGUUCUUCUAAUUAUAGCUGUGUUGGCUUAUGGAUUAUUUGAAAUCAUUGAUGAAUAUCAUGACGAUAGAGACAAUAAAGAUUAUGAUGAUGAUGAUCACUACAUCAGAAGAUUUUUCAGAGGUGAUUAAAGUGACUAAAAUGAAAGAAGGUAUAGAGAUUGA